This is a messenger RNA of Schizosaccharomyces octosporus yFS286, 1486 nucleotides long. Its product is annotated as superoxide dismutase Sod1. Lineage: Eukaryota; Fungi; Ascomycota; Schizosaccharomycetes; Schizosaccharomycetales; Schizosaccharomycetaceae. The transcript has a single exon. Gene Ontology annotation, biological process: removal of superoxide radicals. The coding region runs from base 856 to 1323 and encodes 155 amino acids. Gene Ontology annotation, molecular function: superoxide dismutase activity; copper ion binding. The record is from RefSeq and is a predicted model, not a curated record.
CCAAGAGUUUACCUUUACUUCUUCUCUUUUUUUACCCAUGGUUAGGAUGAUUACCUAGCGGUUAUAGCGACCAACCUAACCUAACCUAACCUGGGUCUUCAAUGGUUUCCUCGAAGAUGAACGUACAUUUAUUUACAGCUAGUUUCCUUUACAUCCAGCGAGCACUAUGAUAAUAAAAAGAUCAAUUCAAGAAGCUACCAUGCUUGAGUUUGUGUAUCCAUCACUAUUUCAUGUCCAUGUUGUAGUCUAUGACUUUCAUCGCUAAAGGGAAUUGAAGGAUACGCUCCAGUAACCCCCAUGCAUCCUUCAUGUAGGUGGGAUGCGCUUUUGGUAGAAGUCUUGCUUACUUGGGUUAUUUCGCGUCCUCAAGGCACUACGUGGGGGCGUUGAAAGCAAAAGACCAUGGACUGAAUUCGUUGCAAAACGUUCUCAUUCGUUCUAUUUACUUACGGUACUGUUGCAAACAAAAUGGUAUUAUGUUAUACGCAAUUACAACAUACAGUUUGCAAAGUUGGCUAACGGACUCGAAAGCACUGUUACGCAAAGAACAGUUGGUGAAUUGGUUGACUUCAUGGUACUUUGGAUGAUUGGCAGGAUGAAUGACGACGCCUUUGGUGAGUUCGAGAAAAACAAAAGGUUUGGGUGAUUUGUCAUACAAAGCUGGUGAAUAUUGAACCGAAAGAGAAAUUAAAUACAAGAAUUGUUCAUUUGAAAACAAAACGUCUUAUAGGCUGAUUUUGGGUGUAUAAUGUUGUUUUACCGGAGACAUAUAUAAAGGUGUCCACGUCAGUCAUGAAAUUUACCAACUUCCACUCUCCCAAGUGAAACAGGAUUUAUAAACGAUUCACACAUUUUAUGACUAUGAAGGCUGUAGCAGUUCUCCGCGGUGAUACUAAAGUUAACGGUGUCGUUUCUUUUGAACAAGAAAACGAAAAGGCUCCCGUCACCGUUUCUGUCGAUUUGAAGGGCAACGACGCCAAUGCCAAGCGUGGAUUCCACAUCCACCAAUUUGGUGACAACACCAAUGGCUGUACCUCUGCUGGUCCUCACUUCAACCCCACUGGCACUACUCACGGUGACCGUGCUGCCUCUGUUCGUCACGUUGGUGACUUGGGCAACGUUGUCGCUGAUGGUAACGGUGAGAUCAAGGCCAAGUUUGAGGACUCUGUCAUCACUUUGUAUGGCCCUCACAACAUCAUCGGCCGUACCAUUGUCAUCCACGCCGGUGAAGAUGACCUCGGUAAGGGUGGUAAUGAAGAGUCUUUGAAGACUGGUAACGCUGGUGGCCGUAACGCUUGCGGUGUCAUUGGUGUCGCUGUUUAAACGCACAGAUGCACAUUUAUAUAUCCUAUGAUUCUACAAAUUUGAUAUCUACAGAUUAUUUUUGGAUAUCUGUCACGAAUUGAACGAUGGAUCUUUUCUUAAGAAAAAGAUCAGUUAUGGUGCAGUUUUGUUAGGUGUUGAGGUAUUACGAAUGAUGAUAUUU